UCCACUAGACUGCUGACUGCCAAAGAACUUUUGGAUUGCUCAUACAUGGCUCUGAGCAUUGCCUCUACUUCAUUGACAAGCCUUCCGACCAGUAUCAGGUACUUGGAUUUACCUCAAAAAGCUUUCCUCGGGAAAAUUUCAACCUGCCAACCUGGGAAAAUUAAGGUAAAAUUGAAUGCAACAAAAGGGGUUUCCAGUGUAUGUGAGCCUCUCCCUCCGGAUAGACCAUUGUGGUUCCCUGGCAGCUCACCUCCAGAAUGGCUAGAUGGGAGUCUUCCUGGAGAUUUUGGCUUCGAUCCUCUUGGAUUAGGAUCUGACCCGGAGUCGCUGAAAUGGUUUGCACAAGCGGAGCUAAUGCACGGUAGGUGGGCAAUGCUUGCAGUGGCAGGAAUCCUCAUUCCAGAAUGGCUUGAAAGCUUAGGCUUCAUCGAGAACUACAAUUGGUUUGAUGCUGGUGCUAGGGAAUAUUUUGCAGAUCCAACAACAUUGUUUAUAGUGCAGUUAGUAUUGAUGGGUUGGGUUGAGGGAAGAAGAUGGGCAGAUAUGAUUAACCCUGGAUGUGUUGACAUAGAGCCUACGUUGCCAAACAAAUCAAAACCAAAGCCAGAUGUUGGUUACCCAGGUGGGUUAUGGUUUGAUCCCAUGAUGUGGGGCAGAGGGUCCCCUGAGCCUGUAAUGGUAUUGAGGACUAAGGAGAUCAAGAAUGGGCGUUUAGCUAUGUUAGCAUUUGUUGGCUUCUGCUUCCAGGCCGUCUAUACUGGGGAAGGUCCCAUUGAAAACUUGAUGGCUCACAUUGCAGAUCCUGGUCACUGCAAUAUAUUCUCUGCUUUCACAACUCAGUGAUGGUGAUGGCAUAAUCAGAGAGCUUGCAGCAAGCCAGGGCCUGUGUAAAUUGACAGAUUUCUUGGAUUCUGAAAGGAUGGAUGAACUCUAAACACUAGGCAAGCCAAGGGAAACUUAGUUCAACUUUUUGCUUUUAACUUGUUUUGCCUUUCUUAGUGUUCCAUUUUGAUAAAUGUAUAUAGAGAUGAUCAAAUGACAGGCCAGUUCCAGUUUAUGAUCAGCAAUAUAAGACAUACAAUGGAUCUAUAUUCAUUAUAAGAGUAGUGAUAUUUGCAAUGAAACAGAAGAAUGCUUUGAUCAUUUGAACUCA
This is a messenger RNA of Manihot esculenta (cassava), 1153 nucleotides long. RefSeq names its product photosystem I chlorophyll a/b-binding protein 6, chloroplastic. The transcript is spliced from 5 exons. Gene Ontology annotation, biological process: response to light stimulus; photosynthesis, light harvesting in photosystem I. NCBI's taxonomy places the organism in Eukaryota, Viridiplantae, Streptophyta, Magnoliopsida, Malpighiales, Euphorbiaceae. Bases 46 to 843 code for a protein of 265 amino acids. Gene Ontology annotation, cellular component: membrane. The record is from RefSeq and is a predicted model, not a curated record.